Messenger RNA from Porites lobata, 5870 nucleotides. The record is from the annotation of a GenBank genome assembly. Lineage: Eukaryota; Metazoa; Cnidaria; Anthozoa; Scleractinia; Poritidae.
CUCGUCUGUUCAGUUAUUAUUGCGUGUCCGAGAAAACGUUCUAACAUGUCUGGUCGUGGCAAAGGAGGCAAAGGUCUAGGAAAAGGAGGAGCCAAGCGUCACCGAAAGAUUCUUCGUGACAACAUCCAAGGCAUCACCAAGCCAGCUAUUCGUCGUCUUGCUCGCCGUGGCGGUGUCAAGCGAAUCUCUGGCCUGAUCUACGAAGAGACUCGUGGUGUUCUCAAAGUUUUCCUCGAGAAUGUGAUCCGUGAUGCUGUGACCUACACCGAGCACGCCAAACGCAAGACUGUGACGGCCAUGGAUGUGGUGUACGCUCUGAAACGCCAAGGACGUACUCUGUACGGUUUUGGCGGUUAGAUCUUUGCGCCUCACACUCAAACAGACGGCUCUUUUAGGAGCCACCAAAUCUCUAAAAGUCAUAACCAAUAAAGUGUUUUCUUUAUCAUAAUAUAAACCUCUCGUUAGUUUGGGCACUGAAGAAAGUGUUACAGCGGUAGAAGAAUGUACGUUAAAUUUUGGAAUAUAAGUAACUUUCAGAAAUUAUACUACUACAUGAGAAAUUUCUGCAAUUUGAUUGGCUUAGAGCAGUGGUAUUUCAGCUUAAUUUGAAAUACCUACAUGUGAAAAUUACAAACCUUUUGCAGGUAGUAGUAUAAACAAAUAAUAGCAUGAUUUGAACGUGAUAUUUGGCAUAAAUACCACUCGUGAUAUUUCAAAAUUGUCUCAAAUUUCACUUGCCUGACGGCUCGUGAAAUUACGUGUAACAAUUUUGAAAUAUCACUUGUGGUAUUUAUGCCAAAUAUCACUACAAAUCAUGCUAUUACCUAUACUAAUCGCUUUUAUUCUUUUCUAAUUUCGCUGUCGAGUUUCUAAGGAUCAUUACUUCUUUCCUGAAAGCAAACAAGUGCAGGCCGUUAUAAUUUAACUUGCGCGCGUCGGUAACGGUUGACUUCACCGAAACUAUGAGAGUGAAAACAAAUGUUCAGUAACGUUAACCUUAUCACAUUAACAUUAUCAUCCACCAAUAUUCGAAGUUCUUUUAGUCUAGCCAUCUGUCACUGAUCUUAUAGUUUGCCCAACUUCUACUCGUUUUAAAUAUGUGACCUCGACCCGUCGUUUUGUACCCUGCGAACAGCUCCUUCGAUCGAAGCGACUGCUAGCAGGGUAGUCGUUUUGUAAAAUUUAUGCAUAGCCGAAACUACAAGUGAUGGCCAGUUUUAACGUAAGAAUUUAGUGUAAAGAAUGAAAGAUCGGUGCAUGUCUAGGGCUUUCUUGCUGGCUUCAUCAACUUAUUUGAAGUAGGGAGUAUCUAUCUACUUAGUUCAUAUAUAGUUCUCUUUAUGGUCAAGACUUCAGUAAUAUGUGGUGGCUCCUAAAAGAGCCGUUUGUUUUUGAAAUCAGGAAAGAAGUGUUUAAGCUUUCGCCUUCUUCUCAGUCUUCUUGGGAAGGAGAACAGCCUGGAUGUUGGGAAGAACACCACCUUGCGCGAUGGUGACGCCGGCGAGCAGUUUGUUCAACUCUUCGUCGUUGCGGACAGCAAGCUGAAGGUGACGGGGAAUGAUUCUAGUCUUCUUGUUGUCACGAGCAGCGUUGCCCGCCAACUCAAGGAUCUCAGCGCUUAAAUACUCAAGCACUGCAGCCAAGUAGACUGGAGCACCAGCGCCAACACGCUCAGCAUAGUUGCCUUUGCGAAGAAGACGGUGGAUACGUCCGACAGGGAACUGAAGUCCUGCUCGGGAUGAUCGGCUUUUGGACUUGGUGCCCUUUGCCUUUCCUUUACCGCGACCAGACAUGUUUUCCAAUCAAGAGUUGAGCUCGAAUGUGCACGAGUGAAUAAACCCUGAGCUAAAAACUUUAGAGGUUAUACGCGCGGCAAAUUUUGAAUAGGAUCGAAACGCACCAAUCACGCUUUAAAAAUUUUAAGUGUUUAAUGAAAUGUGAUGAUGUAUGCGAGCAUAUUGACCUUGAAGUAGAGUGACCAAUUAAGACUUAAGGAUUUCGAUCCGCAUGUUAAUUGAUCCCCUAGUGAUUUUGUUAUAGAUACAAUCUGUGUUCACCUAGGGCAUUCACUUCCAUUCUGAUCGACAGAUAUGGCACCCAAAGUUGCAGGAAAGAAAGGCGAAAAGAGAGCUGGAAAGGCAAAGGCUCCAUCUGAUGGAAAGAAGAAGAGGAGGGGAAAGAGAAAGGAAAGCUAUGCCAUCUACAUCUACAAGGUGUUGAAACAAGUUCACCCUGACACUGGUAUCUCCAGCAAAGCCAUGGGCAUCAUGAACUCGUUCGUGAACGACAUCUUCGAGCGCAUCGCCACCGAAGCUUCCCGCCUUGCCCACUACAACAAAAAAUCAACCAUCAGUUCUCGCGAGAUCCAGACCGCCAUAAGGCUGCUUCUGCCCGGUGAACUGGCCAAACACGCUGUCAGUGAAGGAACCAAGGCUGUGACCAAGUACACCAGCAGCAAGUAAACUCACUUUGUGGGUUUACCGCUAAAUCAAAACGGCUCUUUUAGGAGCCACCAAAUGUCAUAAAAAUCAUGACCAAUUUCAAUGAUAUUUCAUCCCCUAUUUUCAAACUCCUUAAAAAGCCUAGUGAUACAGUAGAAGCUCGAACGCGGAUAACUCGGGGUCGAAUUCCGCUAUAACGCGAACUAAAUUUCUUUUCCCUUGAUCAAAAUGUUACUGAAAUUUAUCACGAUAACUCGAACUCUUUGUCGUUUCCCUUCAGGGGUUCUGCUGCAUUUAUGAUUUCGCCGCCAAAGAGAACCGCUCGUUGUUUCUUACGUAUAUUGAUUUUGCAAUCAAGUGGAACCUCUUUCUGUCAAGGGGUAGAUCCAGCGGCUACGAAGGCUGUUGUUUGAGUGGUUGGGUAUAUUGGGUAUAUUGGGUAUAUUGGGUAUUCUGCAAUUAAGCCGAAAUAAGACAUCAUGAAAGCUCUCCAUUCGGGUGACACGUAGGUUGUGAACUGUCUCUUAUUUUCACAAUUGAUCGAGAGUGUGAGGUAACUUGCUACUAGUUUGUCUGCCACACAGCCGUUUUUAGUGUCCUCAAGCAACGUUGCGUGACGACACUAAAAAGAUCUAAAAACGGCUUUGUAGCAGACCAGCUACAACUACCUCUAGUUUUCAUGUUUCCAUCCUCAGCACCGGGGCAUCAUUGGCGCGCUCCGAUCAUUUUUAUGAUCUUUAGGCGGCAGGGGAGGGGGGUGGGUAACCUCGGGAACAUACGCGCGCGGGCAUGGGCGUGUGCGUGCGCGUGCAUGAUGGGGGGAUCGAGAAAUGAACUUGGUAGAUUAUCUCUAAAGUUACAAAUAACAAUGAACAUUUUCAAGUUUUGAAUUCACCGUGAAAAUCAACCCCCUGACAGCAUCGCUAAACUCUGCUUAAACAUAUCGGAUAAAAUGGCCGAAGAAAAUAAAUCAGGUCUAAUAAAUAAAAUAAAUCUUUUGAGUACACAACUUAAUAUUCAUCAACAGUCAGUUAACUUUAAAAACCCUUCUACUUUCCUAUCCAAAGCUGAGAAUAAUUUGUCAAAACAUCUGAAAAACCACCAGCUAAAUUUGAUAGGAACAAAUAAAAAACUAAAAUUCUACUCCAUCUUUAAAAAUGAAACAAAUCACUCUGAAUUCAUCAAUCAUAUCCGGAAUCGUGAACAUAGGCGCGUAGCUUCCAAAUUUAGGAUAGGAAAUCAUCAUUUAAAAAUAGAAACUGGAAGAUUUACAAUCCCCAAAACUCUUAAGACCUUAGAAUCUGUGAUCACGGCAACCAAAAUUCGGUUGAAAAUGAACUGCACAUAUUAUUUCACUGUGAUCAAUACAAUGAUUUGAGAAAGACUCUUUUUAUUAAAAUCAACGACCGAAAUACAUUUAACAUUUACAAAUUACAGUCAUAUCCAUGAUAAAGUCUGUUUUCUUUUUAACAAUACUGUUUCACAUAUCAGCAGGCUAGCUGCUGAUUUCAUCUUUCAAGCAUUUGAAAGACGAAAGAAACAUAGUUAAUUCUACCGUUGCAUCAUAUCUGCAUUUCCUUAAACUUAGCUGUUUAUUAUUGUUAUUUUAAUCGGUAACACCUGUACAAAAUGGUAAUACUGAAUAAACUUGUUGUUGUUGGAUUGCUUUUGUAUUUUCGUAGCAGGAUCCCCGGGGGAAGACCCACGGGAUCUGUAAAUACUAUAAAUAUUUAUAAUAUGAAGAAAAUUAAUUAUGGCAAAUAGAACUCUUUUGAAAUAUUGCACCUUUUGACUUGGCAGAGCACACUUCUUUGCCCCCAGGAGAGGGGCGUUAGUAGUUUUUGGUUAAACAAUCUUGGUUUUGGGUCACCCACCCCCUCGGGAUGGUCGCUGAUUAGUGCAUAACACUGUACUAGAGUAUUUUCUCACAGUGAAGAAGGGUCAUAAACCCGAAACGUUUGUGUUUUUCGAAAACAUUUGACACUCUUUGAUAAUUCUCUACCGAGUAUCACCUUAUUAGCUACAAGUCGUCCUCACGAGUUUCUUAACGAGCGUCGCGGAGCGAUCGAUCGUUUGAAAGCGCGGAGUAGGCAUAUUUCUUAGCAGAGGAGGAAACAAAAAAAAAGUAAAAUAAAAAACGGAAUAGAAAGAAACAAAGAAACAAAGAAAGCGGCAAACACAGCAAGUUUUUCGGACGGGAAAACCCCCGGGCUAGGAAAAAAAACCCCGCAGGGGAAGUCCCCUGCGGGAAAAAACCCAGGCAAGCGAAACCACUUCUGAUUCGCUGAUGUUGAGAUCCAAGAUGGCUGACGCUUACAUAUUUGUUUGUUUUGCGUCUCAUCUUUUUUCAGUGCAUUGCCAACAGUCAUAAACGAACAGCGAGCGAAAACCACCAUGGCCAGCCAUCCAGAAAUCGAAGGAAAGAAUCUAUUUUCAUUUGGUUUGAUCACUGAUAUACAGUACGCCGAUCUCGACGACCGGCAGAAUUAUCACAAAACAAAAUGGCGGCGUUAUCGAAACGCUUUGAGUUGUUUGCAGAAAGCAGUUGCACACUGGAAAACGGAAGAGCAUUUGCCGAUGUUUAUAAUACAGCUCGGCGAUAUAAUCGAUGGCUUUAAUUCUGCGAUAGUUGAUGCAGAUGAUAAUAAAAGAAAUUUUUCUCGAGAAGCGUUGGAAGCUGUCAUGAAAGAAUUUUCUCAACUGCCCUCUAAGAUGCCUGUUCUACAUAACGUUGGAAAUCAUGAGCUUUAUAAUUUUUCGCGCGACGAGCUCGAAAGAUCUGCCCUUCAUCCGGGUAACUCAUGCCUUGAGCUAAAUGAGAGCUUUCCUGAGAGUGGAUAUAAUAAGAAACCAUUUUACUUCUCGUUCACACCACAUCCAAAGUUCUCCUUUAUCUAUCUGGAUAGCUAUGACAUCAGUAUUCUUGGUGUGGACGAAAGCUCCCAGCAGUAUGAAGAUGGUAUCAGCCUACUGCGCAAAUACAACAAAAAUGAUGACCUCCACAGCCCUGUUGGCCUUCACGGACUAGAAAAGCGCUUUGUCAAAUUCAACGGUUCUCUCAGCAAAGAGCAGUUGUCAUGGCUUCACACUGUCCUUACACAAGCAGAAGCAAAUAAGCAGAAAGCUGUGAUAUUUAGCCAUGUUCCCUUCAACCCAGAAGUUGGGGAUCCAGUCACGCUUUUGUGGAAUUAUCAGGAUGUGCUUGAUGUGUUGCAGCAGUUUAAUUGCGUCGUCGCCUGCUUUCAUGGCCACACCCAUGUAUGGGACUAUGCAGUUGAUGACAAAGGCGUCCACUACUGUGUUUUUGAUGGUGUAGUAGAAGCCCCUCUGGAUUCCAAUGCAUUUGCCACACUGCAUGUUAAAGAUGACUCUAUUGCCAUUGAAGGAUUUGGUGUUGUGCCAAGUCGAGUGUUGAAAUUUCACAAGUGA